AUGGACGACGAACACCUGAACGCGGUAUUUCGCUUCAAGCACAAGGCGCGUAGUGAUCGUCAGGACGCGGCGUUGAGCUGGACUUUGAUGGAGCGCUUCGAUACUUUCGUGAACACUCUCGAGGCGACCGAGCUUGGCAACCUCAGCUGUGGUCGCUUGGACCCGCUCGCGGACGAUCGAGUCGUCCCUGCUGCGGCCUUUAGCGUUCAUGAGCUUGAAGUGCUGAAGGAAGAGCACACAGGCGGCCGACCUCGUGACACUUGCUGGGCGCUUGUCAAGGCCGCGAUCGAGAGGAACCUGUGCUGUGGGAGGGGGUUAUUUCGCAAGACUUUGACGUUGUUCAAGCUGAGUUUGAUCCAGUCCGAGAUUGCCAGAGCUGAAGAUGUCUUCUCUACGGACUCGAUCGAUCUCAAGCGUGGCUGCGACUUGGUGGACGACUUGUUCUUCAUGCUGCAAGUCGUUGUUCAGCACGUCAUCGAGCUGUUGGGAGACGGCUACGAUGUCGCGUCACUUCAAGAGCAGUGCGCUGACUCGAGAGCUAGCAUUGAUGGGUUUGUGGGCGCCUUAAACCUCCAGACGGCUAAGCAGUAUGUGCUGCCGGAGUUUACCGCCUUGCAGCAGCUCAACGGAUUGAGCUGUGGUGUCGAGAUUUUGUCGCCGAAACGUGAUAACGAGUCAAGCAGCAGCGAAAGUAUCGAGGACCGUCGACGCCGUGCACUGGUGAACCUGAAGCCAUGCCAAUUCGUUGGCGGAGCUUCCUGCAGUCUCGAGAAUUUGCUCCUCUGGGUGAGAUCCGACAACGCCGCUCCCCAGUCGUACAAGCGCAUUUUGACGCUUCGCACAAUCGAGGCGUUCCUGUUUGCGAGGUCGCCUGCAUUGGUCGACGGCGGGAAUGUUCAACAAGCAGAGGAUGGCGACGAGCUCUUCGUAGCGAACAUGCAGUCGCUCGUCACUCACUACCAGAAAAUCGCAGAUGAGUGGCGCCAAUAUCCCCAGCGGACGUCCGUUCUGAGCGCGGAGCAGCGCAGUCGCCAACUGUUGAUGUGGAUCGCGUUCUGCCUCGUUCACCAGAAAUGUCUGCACGAAUUCCCGCUGUGCUCCGAGUAUAACAUCGCUUUGGAAUGGAAGGACCUGAAGGUCGCUGUCCUGAGCGAUCGGGCAGCGGUGGAAGCUCUUCAGCGUGUGGCGCAGUACGUUCGUGGGUGGAAUUUAAAGACUGGAGGGGCUCGGCUGUUCCAUUUGACGGACCAAGAGCCUACCUUUUCCUUUGCGUGGAAGUUUGCCGAAGGUAAUCCCAGCAUGGAAGAGCGCUACAAUCAGGAAGUCGAGGCGUGGAAGGCGCAUGUGCAGAGUGAGUGGAGUGAAAUCGAGGCGAAGAAGGAAAGGGCGGACAACCUCCGCGCCGAUAAGACGCGUCUGAACGAGGACCUACGCUCGCACCACAACGAUCUAGCGCUUGAAGAGGGUCGGCUUCUGUUGGCGUACCCAAGUUCGCUACCGACAGAGCCCUCUCAAGUCGCAACUGCAAGGUGA
This is a messenger RNA of Phytophthora sojae, 1533 nucleotides long. RefSeq lists its product as hypothetical. The transcript is spliced from 2 exons. The coding region runs from base 1 to 1533 and encodes 510 amino acids. NCBI's taxonomy places the organism in Eukaryota, Oomycota, Peronosporomycetes, Peronosporales, Peronosporaceae. The record is from RefSeq and is a predicted model, not a curated record.